AUGGUCACGGCCCCCAGCCCUCAGUGGGGGCUCAGCCGCGGCGCGGCGGGGAGCGAUGUCCCUGCCCCGCUGGCGUCAGCCGGGAAGAGAGAGAAGGAGCCCGCCGUGAGUGAGGGCUUGGGACACGCACCAGGCGCGGGGAGCUCUCCAGCCUGCCCGGGCGCGGGAGGAUGCAGCGGGGACAGCACAAUUCUUUUUACUGUGACUCUGGUGUGGCAGGCCAUUCAUUUAGGAAAAGGCCAUGAAAAAGAAGAACAUGAAAAAGAUGUGGAAAACGUCAAUGCCACAGCUCAGAAGCAACAGCCUAAAAAUGAAGGGACUGUUAUAAAUACUCUCAGUGACAUGAAUCAGAGCUAUGAAGGUAGAAAGCAGCAGCAUUCCAGGACAUUUGUACCUUUCACUGGGAUCACAGAGAGUAAAAAGCUGAACAGGAACUGCUGCCAGAAUGGAGGGACCUGCAUCCUGGGCACCUUCUGUGCCUGCCAAAAGCAUUUCACCGGUCGGUACUGCGAAUAUGACGAGCGGCAAAGCAACUGCGGCAGCAUUGCCCACGGUGCCUGGGUGCUGCAAGGCUGCCGGCUGUGCCGCUGUGGCUACGGCGCCCUGCACUGCCUCUCCGACAUCGUGCACGGCAGCUGCGAUCUGAAAGCAGAAGACAAGGAAAUGCCAAGGCUAUAUUCUAAUGGCCAAAGAUUACAGCAAACAGCAUUUGCACUCUUUUGCCUAGUCCUCUUCAUCCUGGAGCUCUGCUGCUGGCAGCUAUGA
Nothoprocta perdicaria is the source of this 765-nucleotide messenger RNA. RefSeq names its product cryptic protein-like. The transcript is spliced from 6 exons. The record is from RefSeq and is a predicted model, not a curated record. The coding region runs from base 1 to 765 and encodes 254 amino acids. NCBI's taxonomy places the organism in Eukaryota, Metazoa, Chordata, Aves, Tinamiformes, Tinamidae.